This is a messenger RNA of Procambarus clarkii (red swamp crayfish), 8242 nucleotides long. NCBI's taxonomy places the organism in Eukaryota, Metazoa, Arthropoda, Malacostraca, Decapoda, Cambaridae. The record is from RefSeq and is a predicted model, not a curated record.
GUGCUGGUGCCAUAGAGUGCCGUAGCGUGUAGUGCUGGUGCCAUAGAGAGCCGCAGCGUGUAGUGCUGGUGCCAUAGAGAGCCGUUGCGUGUAGUGUUAGUGCCAUAGAGAGUCAUGGUCGCCUGGCCAUGGGGCCAUGUGUGUGUGGCUCACGUGCGAGUGUUUGUAAGGUAGUUGUCCGGGCGGCCACCAGCCGGCGCCGCCUCCGCCCGGGCUUCAGUUGUCACAGAGCUCUGGGAGUGGGUGGUGGUGCACUCGUUUUCCGCCCAAAUUAUGAAGGAAAUCGCGUUAAUUACAGAUUUAUAUGAUUCACGCUGAAAGUUUAUAGUGCAGUGAGGGUAUAAUUUGGAGUCUGGAAUAGAUCAAAAAAAGUAUUAGCGAGCGAUAGUGAUCGAAAACGUUAAAUAUCGGCAGGUGGUUGGAUAGGUGAACAUGUCCCACUGCAUAGCGUAAACAUGGCCGCUCCAGGUAGUUGUUUACCUGAGGGGGCUCGCACAAGACCUGCCCUAGAGCACCAGGCUGGCCUCUAAGGAGGCCCCUGCGAGUAUAACAGUGGCCCUGGAGGCCCCCGGUGCCUGGAGGAGGACAGGCGAGAUGAAAGUGACGGUGUGCUUCGGCUCGGUGCGUGUAGUGGUGCCGUGCGGCGAGGGGGAGAUCUUAGUGCGGGAUCUUAUACACAAAGCUACCGUCCGCUACAAGAAGGCUACAGCAAAGCCAUCAGACUCUUGGGUAACUGUUCACAACCUGAAACAACUGGAUGGUGGGAUUUUAGACCCAGACGACCGGCUCAAUGAUGUGGCAGACGACAGGGAACAGAUUAUUGCACUGUAUGAAGAACAGGUGCACCACCACCACGGAGGGGAUGGAACUUCGGCAUCGUCAGACUCUGAGAAUCCUUCCCCAGAUAUCUUUCAGGACAUUGAGCACAAAUUCUCGCCCUUUACUCGGAAUGACAUUGAGAUAACGGGCGAGGAAUUAAGUGCCACCCCACCUCCACUCCAUGUGCGACGAGGGAGUGAACCUGCCUUAAAUCGUUUAUCGCCCAUCCCACCCGCCAGUGCCCCUCCCGACCCCACCAAACGGUGGUCAGCCGCACCCAUUAUAGAAGAUCAGAACACACCACCAAGCUCCACACCUAUGAAGAAUAUAGAUGGACACAGUUCUUAUGAGGAUGACAGUGUGUUUGUGGUAGACCCUGGGGAGAGAGGGGAGGGGUCGGGGGAGGAGAAGACCCCAUCCUCCUCAUCAUCAUCAUCUCACCAUUCAACUUCUACUGCCUUCACGCGAUUUUCUCGUGACACUAAUAGAUGCUCUGUUCAGGUACUGUCUGACAACCCCUCAAUGGCACGGUGGGCAGAUGCAGCAGAUAAAGCCUUGGCUGCAAGUGAAGGAAGGAGACGAGAACCUCUCGGCGGGUCAGCCUCCUCACCAUUACACUCCAGAGAUCAUUCUCACGAUGAUACAAAUAAUCCCUUUUUGGUGGUGCUAAGUAAUGACCGAGGUCCUCUAGGAAUCCAUGUGAUUCCAAGCACAGAUGGUAGAGGUCAUGACCAAGGUCUUUUGGUGGAAGGUGUGGAGCCUGGUGGAAGAAUAGCACGUGAUGGUAGAAUAGAAGUCCACGAUAGAAUUAUAGAAAUAAACGGAAAACCUUUAACUAAUAUAACAUUCCAAAAGGCUCAAGAAAUAUUUAAAGAUGCCAUGCUAACCCCAGAACUUCGCCUGCGAGUUUUAAAAAGACCAGACCUCCGUGACUGUAAUCAUCAGCACCAGGGAUCUUUUACCUACUCUUCAAAUGAGCUUGUUGAAGGGGAAGAGAGAUUGGUUGGAGGGGCUAAAGUGGCAAGUGUUAUGCCCACUAGAAAAGUUCCCUCAGCAUCCCUAUCAUCCCGAACGCAAGCUGUUAUUCUUCAAAGCAACACACGGAAACUAGGACGUAAAGUGACCGUGCAUCUCACUAAAGGCCCACAUGGUCUUGGGUUUUCCAUAACUACAAGAGAUAACCCAGCUGGGGGCGAAGCGCCAAUUUAUAUUAAAAAUAUCCUUCCGAAGGGAGCUGCCAUUGAAGAUGGCACCCUACGCAUUGGUGAUCGUCUGUUAGAAGUUAAUGGUGUAGAAGUGACAGGCCGCAGUCAGUCAGAGGUGGCAGGUCUACUCCGACAAAUUCCAAUAGGUGGAGCAGCGACUCUUACAGUUUCUCGUCAAGAUCAGCGAAAUGGAGAAGUAGGCAGUGGAAUAGUUGAAUCAGUAUCAGAAACUGAUAAACCUCCCAGCCCUAAACUACCCAGACAAUUGGUAUCGAUCUACCCACAAGACAACCACCCUUUCUUCUGCCAGCCUGCGGAGAAAACAGCAGAAGAUAGUCUGAUGUUUCCUUGGAAGCAAAGAGAGAUACUUAUGUUUGAAAUUCCAGUUCAUGAUUCAGAAAGAGCGGGCUUGGGGGUAAGUGUGAAGGGUAAGACAAGUUCAGGCCCCAAUGGCUCUGUUGACUUAGGAAUCUUUGUAAAAAAUGUCAUUCAUGGUGGGGCAGCCUCUCGAGAUGGUCGACUCCUCCAGAACGACCAGCUCGUCAACAUUAAUGGAUUGUCCCUUCUUGGAAAACCUAACAGUGAAGCCAUGAAAACUUUAAGAACAGCAAUGCAUCAAGAGGGUCCAACCCCAGGAAUGAUAUCACUUACUGUAGCAAGAAGGACAGAUCACAACAGAGAGCGGUCAAGUCCUUCUUCAGCUAACCGGUCAGGUCGGGAGUCAGCCAGCAGCUUGCUUACAAACUCAUCAGGUACAGAGACAUUAGGUGGAGCCAAGUCUUCACCUGCUACGCCAACACCAGAUCAUGCGUGCAUUACUGAUUCUUCAAAUGCAACAGUUAUACUAAAUAGCAAGUAUGAUGAUUGGCAUGAAGCUGAUGUGGAAUUCACUAAUAUGGGCACUUUUGACAUAAGGAAUCCUGUCAUCCAGAGAUUAACCACCAACAAUGGAGCACUUCGCAAUGAAAGUUAUUAUAAGGCAACACAUGACACUUGGAAUACAUCACAGUUACAGCAAUUGGUAAUGCGCAGCGAGCGUGAAACAAUACCAACCGGAGUUCCUGGUAUGAAUCCUCUUGGAUCCCCAACUGUUAACCUGCCAUCUAGGGAUACUCUAAUCAUUCACGAUGAUGCCGGCACUCACCUUUCAAGACAACUUGGUGGGUCAGAUGGUCCUGGAGCCUCCACAGGAAGUUACAGUGACCAUCCAAGUCAGUCAGAUGAUGCCUAUACCAGCCAAACGUCCCUAGAAGAGAAUGUGGCAGGGUUCUCCCGGGAUCAGUUUGGUAGGCAAAGUAUGUCAGAAAAGCGCCAUGCUACAUUGGAUGCCAAAAAUACUGACACAUACCAGCGAAAUAAAAAAGCAAGAGAAGAGAGAGAGAAACAGAAGCAGUUAAUGCUAGCCCAGGAGAUACUCACUACAGGCCAAGGACUUGGAGGAAGUGCAGCAGAAGGUGGAGCUCUGGAGGAAGUGAGACCUGGGUCAAGGGAAGUUGGCAUUGAUGUGCCUCCCAAUGACCCCCCUCCUGUGGUGCCUCAACAGUCUCAUCCCACAAAGAAAACUAAAAUAAAAAGUGACUCUGAAUCUAAGAGUUGUAUGACAACUUCUGAGCAGGCUAGUUCAGCCAUAUGUGGUGUUAACUUGUCGUCAGUUGUCCAGCACAAAUCUAAUAAAACAGUUAACUCUGAAGUUGGUGCUAAGCCUCAGUUCAAGCAGCAAAUGUUGCAAAACACAAGAGCAUCAAGUAGACGGGCUUCUGACACAUUGGCCAGCUACCUGGGGAGAGGCACACCAAAGGUGCAGGGGUCUGGGUAUCCUCGUGGCCCUUUCAGUGCAGUUACUCGCAGUUUAGAGAGGCAUUGCAAUAGAGGGAACCAGCGAACCACUUUUGGCCAGGAUCUUUCCAACAUGAUAUCAAACUGGGCUGCCCGUAACCGAGAAUUGUUGAGUCGCGAACCUGGAAUGGGGAAGCUGGUUCGUGCCUCGUCUGAUGAAUCGCUAGCCUCUCAAACUCUCCAGCGCACCAAUCACGCACAUCAACCUUCUUCGCAUGAGCACAUUUCAUCACAGGACGUUUUGAGAUCGAGGCUAGAUUUUGGUCCAGGAUUGGGUAUGAAGAAGUCUUCUAGCUUGGAGUCUCUACAGACCAUGGUUCAAGAGAUGGCCUUGGAAGAAGAGGGACAUCGAAUGGGUUCAGGUCGAGUGCCAAGGGGACGAGGCUGCAAUGAGAGCUUUCGUGCUGCUGUUGAUCGAUCAUAUGAUGUUCCUCUUAAUGGCCUUCGCAACAAAAUGGAAACUCUUGCAGAAGAAGAGUCUGAAUCAAGUGGCUCUGGCUUCGGGAGGGGCAAUAGUCGACAGUCUUCGGUAAAUUCUGCUGCCGAGGACAAGCACAAGAAAAUUGGUAAAAAGAAGCCAGGGAUCUUUAAAGGUCUUGGCUCCAUGUUCAGAUUUGGUAAACACCGUAAAAGUAUUGAUAAUUCAACUGGACUCCCACUGAAGGGGGAUAGAGAAGGAGACAGAACAGAGGGUCGAACUGAAAUGGACAGAGCAGAAGUGGAGAGAUUGGCUGCUGCCCGGCGUCUUCAACAAGAAGAGCAUGACCACAUGCAGGAGCAAUACAGGAGAAUGAUUGAGAAUACUGGACGGUCUUCUCAGAAUCAGCAACAACAGCAGCAACCUCAAAAUCGAGGGGAUGAUGGGGAACCAUCACGGUCAGAACGGAUGCAUCAAUUAAGAGCAGAACACCAACGUCGCCAUGCUCAGAGAAACCGAACCUACCCGACCGAUGACUUAGAAGAGCGAUAUGAAAGUGCUCUAAGACAGGUGCUCGGAGAGAGAGGAGAUUCGGAAGCUGACAAGGCUAACAAUAAUACGCUUAGCUCUACUGACACCAAGCCGCAAGUAAUGUCCAAGAGCAGUGUGCAUAGGAACUCUAAAACUCCUAAACCCACACCCUCAUCCUCUUCCUCUGCCACUACUAACAGAACAAAAGGGAUAGGAAAUCCAAAUAGGCACUCAUUUCAUGGGAUUAUUAGUAAACCAUCUAAUAACACCUCUGUUAAUACAAAUCGCAACUCAUUUUAUGGCUCUUGUAUAAGGCCAGAAAACGAUUCCCCAACUCCUAAUGAAACAACUCCAGUAUCCCCUUCAACGGCUUCUGCAUCAGAACCCAUUCCUUUUGUUCCUUUACCAAAUAAAUACAUGCAUAAUAAUGAAAUAUAUUCAAAACCUUAUAAAGUGUCUAAGAGUUCAGAUAGACCUGAAAUACUUUCAUCAUCAUGUAAUGGUGAUGAGGCUAGUGCAAAUAAUUUAUCAAAUUUAAUUAUUCAGAACACAGUGUCAAGUAAACCACCACUUCCUCCAAGGAAUAAGCCAAUAAAUAAUAAUUAUAAACCUCCUUUCCCACCACCAAACCCUAAACCCAACCAACUUGUUAGUGUUUCCUUGCCAGAGAAUCAGCCACCAACAAACCAAAGAGCUUGUCACGCCCCUUCUAGUCAUUCAGUGUCAAAGUUUACCCAUAUUAACAAAAUUAACCCAGACUUCACUUUCUCUUUUUCAAAACCUGUGUCAGGAGCAAUAUCACACCCAUAUCUUCAUCAUAAUUCCCUCUCUAGUUUUGAUAAUGAUGUGACAAAUAAAAAUCUUGUUAAUCGGACUAUGAAUGAACACAACACAAAUUUCUUGGUGUGCAGUGCUAGCAAUUCAUGCAGUGGUGGUGGUAGUGCAAUGGUAUCUGGUGAUGGUGUUAGUAAUAGAAUGGUGAUGGCUACAUCUGUUGUUGGGGAGAGGAUCAGUUAUCCCAAUGCAAAUAAAAAUGGCAACUGCAGCAAUAGCACAGCAGCACCAUUAAGCAGCAAUAGCAGCAGCAGUAGCAGCAGCAGCAGUAGCAGCAGCAGUGGUGCACCUCGUACAAACUCGCUUCCCCGUAUGGGUGUGAAAGGAAAGGCUGCAGCCAUGUCUGCUCGGGGCUCUCCUUGCCCCGCACCUCCACCCCCACCCAAAGGUGCUCCUAAUCCACUAGCUGCCCUGCGAUCUACUGCCAUACUAGACAAUAGCCUGUUCUGGCGGCUGGAUCCUGUCCCCAGUGAUCCCAAGCCCGACACUCGGCACACCCGGUCUCACAGCUACGACCUCUAUGGUGAUAAUAUUGGACGACCUGGGAGUCGUACAGCCUAUGCCGACCCCCAUAAAUAUUCUCAUUAUGUCAAUUAUGAACAAAUACAACAACAUUUACGCAAAAACAAGGAGCAGGAAAGGCUAAAGAAAUUAGCUAGUCAGCAGUACCAAGAUUUUCGGGAUAAGCAGACUAGGAGACAGCAGGACAUCCCCCACGGUACCCUGUUGCACAAACUGGAGGAGACGUUUAUUCACGAAUCAAUUCUUGCAAGCCGUGAAGCCCGAGAAUAUCAGAGUCAGCGAGGACCCCGUGAUUCUAGUCGUGAUCACCAGCACCGACCCAUAAGCAAUUACUACGAAUAUGAGAGUGUCCAGGCUAUGAUUUCUCAUGCCCAAGAGAACAGUAGCACUUCACUUCCUAGAAGACACCAUCCUCCACCACCUGGACCACCCCCAGCAGCUGCCGCUGCUGCUGCUGCUGCAUCUAUUGCCAGAAAUGGUGGUAGUGGGCAAGGCAGCUCCCUGUUCCUUGGUACCACCCAGCCACAUCACAUGACCAUGUUUAAACAAACUUCUGGCUCAUUUGUACAUAAUCAGUCUAACCGUGGAGGCCUUGCUGGACUUAACAUGGCUCAAGCAGGCUUGCAUCCUGGCCACCGAGAACAUGCUGACAUUCCACGCGAACUUCCUCAUCUGGAGGGGAACUAUGGAUCAGGUUAUCGGCCAGCCAGUCAUUACACUGGACCACACUACAAGCCACCACCACCACCACCACAUCACCAUACUACUAAGCUCACAGUACCAGGUUCCAAAGUAUGAGAAUAACUUGUAUCUGGAAUGUAUGAAAAUGGUGUAAAAAGUGUAUAGACUAAACUCGAAUUGAAAAAUUGCCGAUUAAUUUAUUAAAAAUCAAAAAUAUAAUUUUGUGCAUAUGUGAAAUACUUGUAAAAUAUGUUUAAUGAAAGAUAUGAGAGAAAUGUAGGGUGUAAAUUAUUCUGAAGUCAUUGGUUUAAGGAUUAUUUCCAUUGCCUUAAAUGUACUGAUGGAGUGUUGUUUGUUAUGUGUAGGCAUGUACUUCCUGUAUAGCACAACAUUCCAUUAUGUGUAUUGUUCUUUUAAUUUUAGUUAAAACGAUAAAUUGUCCUCCUUACCUUGCACAUAAAAUUUUAUUGUAUAGAAAGUGAGGGACCAAACGUUUUUAUAUUGUUACAGUACCUGGAUGAUGUGCAACUGUUCUUUUAUGUAAUUUAUAGUUAUUGUUUUAAUCUAAAGUGUGAAUAAUAAUCAAAGCUAAUUAAGGAAUCUCAAGAUUCUUAUGGUAACAAAGAAGAUUCAAGAUUGUAUUGGCGGCCAGCUCAAAGAUGCUACACUGAAAAAAAAAAGAGCCAGUUUACUUAAUCUUGAACUAUUUUUAAUUAUGUUAUUUUUAAAUCAUUCAUAAAAAAUGAAGUACAGUACUCCAGAAUUUGGUGCCUUAAGUAUAAUGAUUUGAAUAUUAUAAAGUGCCAUCCAUAAAUUUGCCUUAAUGGUUCAUUGAGAACUUGACUUUAAACAAAAAUUUAUGAUGCUAUCCUGAUAUGUGUACAUGAUUUUUAGUAUUACAAACAUAUUUAUGUACAGAUAUAUAUAGAUACCAUAUAUUGAAGGAGUAUAUUAUUAGGUACGCAAAAGUCCAAAAUCAUACCUUACAUUUUAUGCUGCCUUUUAUGAUGCUUCUGUAGCUUUUAAUAUUUUAAUAUACAAGAUUCUUAUUUGACAGACUCUUCUAGACACUAUCAACUCAACCAGUAGUUAUACUGUGCCAAAGUGACUUUGGGUUACAUUCCUUAACAGGCUUGUUGACCUGUGAACAUUGGUUGUACAGGCCUCAUUGUAUGUGGUCACUUGCAGUUUUUAUCAUGUGUGUACAUUUUUGUAAAAGAUUUUGUAAAUAGCAUUAGUACUUAGGUAUGCAAGAAACAAUUUUUAUACUAUGUAAAUGGAACCAGCACUCUACUGCUGGGCUGCAUUAUUUUCUGCUCAAGAUGCAGCUAUUUUCUGUUUUCUGUAACUGGAACUAUUCCAAUACUCCAAAGGAAAAUAAAGGAAAUUUUAAUAA